AUAAUCACCACCAGUAGUAAACUGGCUUUAUUUUUUUAAUUGUUCUAUUAACUUGCAGUACUAAUAAUGAAACUCCUGAAGUUUAUUCCAUAUUGCUAAUGGCAACCUGAUUUUUAUUAUGUGUUGAUGCUGUUUAUAAAUCAAGUUCGACUGGUGCUGUCUGUCCAGAUAAUUCUAGAAUUAUAUCUGUGUUAUAUGUUCCAAAUGUCAAUGUUCAGAUUACUUUUAAAACAUGUACCAGUAUCUUUUUGUACUGGUAUACUGGUUAGUCCAAAACGAAGUAAAUUUUCGAAUAUAUUUGAAAUUAGGUAUAUUGAAUAUAGUAAAUUCUGGUCGAAUUUUGAUAAUUUUUUAAUGAAAAUAUAUAAUUUUGUGCAAUUGGCAUCUGAUGUUCAGACUGUCUAAUGCUUAUUCAAAAUUGAUUGCUGUAGAAAUCCAAUUAAAACGGCCUGUACGAAAUUUUUCAUAUUUUAAAAGUCAAUUUAAGUGAAUGUGUCGACUUUUUUUUGAACCAAUAAUAUAUAUUUCAUCCACAAAUCUAUCGUUUCGCAAUAUAUUCACAUUAGUCAGCUUUUCAGAUAUGGCCAUUCUAGUAGGCUAAUUAGUUACGGUGACAACAAAAUCAUGAAUUUGGUUGCAGUUGCAUACCUAAUCAGAUUUAUUGACUGAAUCUUUGUUCAUUUUUGAAUUACAUGUGCUUAAAUUGAAUGUAGUUGUUGGUUGCUAGGCUUAAAAAUUGGCCCACAUUAUACUCUUCCAAUAUGGCUUGUGUACAAUUCUUAAUAAUUGUGCGGAUAGUCCACAUAUCUGGUAGCCUCUUAUAAAUAUAAAGCAUUAAGUAUCUGGUUAGCGUGGGUUCAUGGUGUGAUAAUAUAAAACAUAUGCUUUUUAUUUACGCUGCUGUGUUAUACACCUAAAUCCAUUAUCCAAUGUAUUCUUUGAACUGUUGAAAAAUGCUCCAUUCUAUCUACAUUUCGUGCUUAAUUUAUCUUUGGUAAGCCAUUCAGAUGUAUAAUACUAUUUUGGAUUCUGUAUACACCUUCCGAAUGAUCUGGGUUAAAUGAAAGAUGGUUCUAUGUUUGUGUUCUGUUCGAUUUUGAUUUUUUUUCCACCACUGCCUGUUUUGAUUUUUGUAGUUGGUAACUUUUGUAAAUGUCUUCGAUGUUCUUGGAUUGUUAAUUUUGUAUAAAUUUUUUUUGUCUAGGUUAUGGUUUUUCACGUUUUACUUCAUCGCUAUAAGUAGUUUAGAAAUUGAUUUCAACUGUGUUAUAUUCUGUGUUUUGCAAAAGAAGCCAGAGGAAAAGAAAUUUUCCAUUCUGAAAGUGCAUUGAAUUCUUGUUCUUUCAUAACAUUCCAAAAACGAUGGAAGACAUAGUAAAAUAUGUUCAGGAGUUGAACAAAAAAAGAGGAAGAAUGAAAUCACAACGAUCACGAGCUUAUCAGAAAAGUAAUAUUGGGAAGCGUACAGGAAAGAUUAUUAAAAUUGGUGGUAUGCAUGAUACAUCAUCACUUUUCAAGUCACUCGAUUCAUCAGAUUCAUCUGUGAACUUGAAUACUUCAAGGGCAUCUGUACCGGUUUCAGUAAAAUCUGUUGGCAUUCCGGACCCUCCUGCAUUUGAUAACAGUAGUGAGAGUGGAGACUGCAUUGACGAUGGCGUUACAAUGGCGGAAGCGACUCAAACACAAAAUUUGGAUCCUGGAUCAUCAACAAGCAAGACCUUUGUUGACCAGUCUGUUCAACAUUCCCCUCCAGUCAUUAGAAGAACGUUAGUGGAUCAGUCAAUACAACACUCGGAUUCUGAGGACGUUGUGGAAAUGAGAGCAACAUCACAAUCACAGAAGAACGGAUCAAGCCAGGAAAAGAAUAAAAAUAAAUCUGAUACAAGCAAGAUGUUUGUUGAUCAGUCGACACAGCAUAGUGAAAAAAGGAGAUCAUCACACCAUCAAAUAAAAGAAACUAGCCAGCGAAAUAAACAAAAGGAAUCUGAUUCAAUUGCGACACUCAUGUCACCUGAAGAUUCCUCACACUUGUUUGAAAAGAUUGUGUCAUCACGUAAGAGUGUGGCUAAAUCCUAUGGGUCACCAUACAUUCAUGAAGGAGUUUCCACAGAUUAUCACUCCUCGCCAGAACGAAGGGUGGUUUCAUCUAACAACAUUAUACAGAAGUACACCAAAAUGAUAAGUGCAACAAAAUCGGGAUCAAAGAUGUCAUAUGUGGCUUCACCGGCUCUAACUCCAAAACAUUCACAAAAUUCAUUGCUGAGGAGAAGACUCUCAUUCAAUAAAGACUUGGGAUCUGAUAAGGAGCAAAAAAGUUCAAUCAAUAUUCUACAGAACCGGGAAGUUUCUUCUGUACAUCCACUGUUCGAGCUUGACCAAAGUUCAUCGCCAACAAAUAGUGAAAUAUUUGUCGUUAAGCAACCAAAAGAAGCAGUACAGAAUCAAGACUCGAGCUGGCUGUUUUCCUCUCCAACAGCUUCAAGAAUCAACCAUCCUAUGCUGAUAAAGAGGAAAUCGAGUGCUAAAAAAGAAAGUUCAAAACGAAAAUUGACAUUAACAGAAAGAUUUACACAAAACAGAUCUUCAAAUACUGAAGAUUUCACGAGUUCCAGUCCAGAAAAGAAAGCAAGAUCUUCUGAAUUGGAAGAAGUUUCUUUGGCAAAACAACGACGUUCCAAAACGAAACAAAGGCUAGAUUUUUCAGAUCAAGGGCAAAACAGAAAUUGUCCCUCAUUGCCUAUUAGCAAGGAAAGGGUUAUGCCAGUCGCUAAAAAGAAUUUGAACUUCUCUCCAGGAUCAAGCGCUCUAGAACACCAUGAAUCCACAUCUUCUCACAAAUUACAGAAUAGUCGUGCAAUAUUUUCCUCCAUGUUGUCACAAAAUAGUGGAAUUGACAAACCCAGUCUUGUUGAUUAUUCACUUUCUGAUGAAUCAGACAAUCUCACUCCUGUGACUGUGAAAAAGAAGCGAGGGAGUUUAUCAGACACUAGGAAUAAAAGUAACAUGGAUGAGUCCAGUUAUAAGAAAAGAAGGCUUCCGAAACGCAGACACUCUUCACAACGUGUGAACUUAUCAGAAGAUAAAAUUUGGGAGGAUGCUUUAAAUGUAAACACUAAUGGGAAAGUUGUGCCUACAAGCAGACGCGUGUAUCUUGAUGAGAGAGCCAGAUCCAGAAUAUACAGCGAUUCUUCUGCUGAUGAGGAACUAGAAUCUCAGAUAAUUGAGAAGCGAAAAACACCUACGCUUAAAAAGAAAUCUGCGAAAAACAGUACGCUGCCUCCAGCUGGUCGAAGACUCGAGACUCGGCCAAAAAAACAAAAGGCUAAAAUUCCAAAUAGCAGGUCAUCUUCUCUGCAUAAAAACUUUUCGGAAGAAUCUAUACAGAAUGAUAGUGAUGCCCUGCCAACAGGAAGACACAAAAAUCAGCAGAAGAAAAAUAGAUCCAGGAUAUAUAGUGAUUCUUCUUCGGAUGAGGAGAAAGAACCAAUAAUGACGACAAAUAAAAAAAAAUCAACGCUUAAUAAGAGAAAGUCUGUAAAAAAAAAUUCGCAAUCUACUGCUAAUCGCAAACUCGAGAAACAAAAAAAUAUUCAAUCUAGAAAUCUAUCAGGAAAGCAAAACGUUUCAAGGCGAUAUGUGGAUGAUCACAGUGACUCUUCUAUACAGGACGAAUCCAGAAAGGAAAAUAAUCCACAGCAAUCCAGACGUAGUCAAAAACAAGAAAGCAACAAUGAGACAUUUUCAUCUCUCCCCGAUCAUCGAAAAAAGAAAUCUGCAAAAACAAAUUCUAGGGUCUCACAAUUAGAUAUGAAUUCUUUACGAGCCUGGUUGGAUAGCGGUAAUAGUGCAAACAACCAAUCAUCUUCAUUCACUGCAAUACCCCCUGGUCCAUUUAAAUCACCUAAAAAUUAUCCAAAAAGUCAAACAAAAUCUAAAGCUGCUACCAAGGCGCAGAAUAUGGAAACCACUGUCGUUACUGAUGAAGUUGAUGAUGAUCAUCCACCAUUGCCAAGUGUUGACGAAUCUUCAAUAAACAUAUCAGUUUCCCGAAACAGAAAUGUACAUGCUUUACUGAAGCAAUACGGUCCUCCGUCUUCUACACCCAGGGUGGAUAAACGAGCUAAAAAGAGAAUAAGGAAACAUCAAUCUGAUAUUUCAACAGAUUUAGCGAAAGCUAUCGAUAUCCUCCACUCUGAUACUGAUGAUUCCAGAAUGACAGAUGACACAUACUGUGAAAGAAAAAAACCCAAAAUACCCGAUAUAUCGCUAAAGGGAAAAAACAACAAUAGGAAAACAAAUCCUAAUAACAAAGAAAUACAUGUGUCGUCUUUUUAUCAAAAUGAAGCCCAGGAUGUAACCACUGUUGUUGACGAAAUUGUUGAAGAUCCUGUUGAUACUACUCUCGUGCCUGAUGAGAGUCAAGCUCACGAACGCACCCAAACUUCUCAACGAAAUAUUUCUCGCACCCGCUUACAAACAAAAAGAAACUCCAAUGUCAGUGGUAUGCAUACCCGAAGCAUGGUUAUUGAAAAUUCACCUAAAAAAGGAACUGUCCCGAAAGUGCCGAAAAAUAUUUUGGAAAAUUUGAGUAUUUUGGAACCGAUCAUUAUACAAAGAGAGCGAGAUAUGCAACAGCCUGAAGUAGAUGUUUCUAAAAAGAAUCGUGAAACUGCUGGAUCUGGAAAACAUUCUAAGGGUAAUAAAAAAUCAGCGACAACCAGUAAAAAGGGAAAACAGAAAAAAAGUUCAAAUGAUAAACAAGAUAAAAUCAUUAUUCCUGUCAGUCCGGAUUCUUCAAUUGACAAGAAAAUAUAUGAUCGCCGCGAUAAAACACCUGUUUCCAGUCCGAAGCAUACAAAUAAAAAGAAAAAGGCUGUUAAACCGAAGAAAAAACAAAAGCCUAAUGUAACGCUUGGUACCAGCAAUGAAAGAAUUGAAGAUGAAACAACUCAAAGCACUAGCACUCAAAAUCGGUCUCGAUCUAAACCAAGCAACAGAGGGACCAAAAAUAAAUCUAAGAGGACAAGACUCAGGGCACAUGAUGACUACCGAUUGGCGGCUUCAUUAGACAUAAUCGUCCCGCCCACAAAUCAAGAAGAUGACGGCUUGAGACGGAGUAAGCGUGUACGCAUGAGACCCUUGAAACCGGGUGAAACCAAAGUACUUGGUGAGAGGGGCGAAUUGCUUGGAGUCCAAAAAGACAAUGAAAUCAUCAAGAUAAAUCGUGAAGAGGCUGGCAUCCUGCAUAUUGAAUCAAAAUUUCACGAACCAUCGGGAAAAAGGAGAAUGAAAAAAGCGAAUUCAACUAAAUUGGUUAAUACUAAAAAACCAAAGUCAAAGAUUAAAAAAGUUAAAAAUUUAACUUCAACGAGUAAAAAUCAAGGAGGAGAUCCUGCGAUGUCUUGGUUUGAUGACAUAACCGCACCUUCGUCUCAGGUUUCAGUCAAUGAAUCCGUUGACCCUGCUUCCAUCUCUGAUGCUGGUUUAUCUUUUUUUAUUCUUGAGGGUAAAUCGGACAACUAUAUUAAAGUUGAUGCUUCCGCGAUGAUUUGUAAUGAUAGUGGAGUCUUUGGAAAUUCACCUGAAGAACCUAUUUAUGUGGAGGACGGGGUUUGGGUAACUAAAGGCAUUAGUUUUCAUAGUAUUGUUCAAGGAAAACUGAUCAUUGAACCGAAGAAAACUAAAUCCUCGCGUAUUGUUCAUUGUAUGCAUAUGUGCUUCUUCCUUGUCGCCGGUUCUCUGGAACUUGUAAUUGGUGGUGGUAAUACACGCGUUACAAUCGCUGAAGAUACAUAUUUCCGGAUACCAUGCAGGAAUCAAUAUUCAUUUUACAAUCCUCAUGACACAAUUCCAGCUAAAAUGUUUUUCGCUUUGGUAAAAGUGCCCGAUACAAGCCAAGAUGGUAUUUAGGAUUCAAAAAAGUAAUUUUUUAUUGAUGCAAUUGGCUAAUAUAAGCUAAGGUGAAGGACAUUUACGUCUCAAAGUAUGAUAUCUAGAUUAAAUUAAGCACAAGACACUGUGUUAGCCGUUAGGUAUUUCUUUCAUACAGUGUAAACCUCUUUCCUUGUGUGUUCUUGCUUGUGCAUGGUUCUAGUUUUUCAGUUACAUUCAAAUGUACUGCCAUUUCUGCCUUUCUGCAGAGUGCACAUUUAUUUUUAUCUUGUUUGUAAGAUCACUUUAUAUAGUGUUUUUUAGGUAGUGUAACAUGCACCUUUCUAUUUUUUAUAUCGCCAUGCCAACCUGGCAGUGGCAGUGUCAGACUAUCUAUCUCCAUUCUUUAAAUUAUUUUACACUUUUAUUUUUAAAAUUUUUUAAAUGCAGAACAGCUCGAAAAGAAUUAAUCAGUUUGCUUUGAAAAAAAAGUAGUUGCUGCUCAUUGGAACUCCUUGGUUGAUACAUAGACUGCUGCAUGGCCACUGCUGAAUUUAAUAAUAUUGCUACUUUCGUCUCAUAUUUAUAUUUCAAUUUUUUUUCAUGUUGCGUUUGGAAAUUUCAAUAAAGUAACACAAACUUA
Molecule: messenger RNA, 6514 nt
Organism: Styela clava
Lineage: Eukaryota; Metazoa; Chordata; Ascidiacea; Stolidobranchia; Styelidae
Source: RefSeq, a predicted model, not a curated record